AUUUUCAAAUUAUGUACAUCUAGUUUUAGAUAGAAUAUAGUAUUGUAGUUAGAUAUUUAGAUGAGACAUGAUGAUGAGUUACUACAACUGCAACUAAAUCCAAAUCCUUGUUUGUUCCGUUCUCCCUCUGUGUUCAUGUCAUGGAUCCCCCUUUAAUAUCAUCCCCCAUCAUUCCCUCAACUUCCUUGUUUACACCCAAGAGGUUACUUGGUAUAUUUUGUGUGAUUAACUUGUUAAACUAUUUGGAUCGAGGAGCAAUAGCUAGCAAUGGUGUUAAUGGAAGUAGGGGAACAUGUACUGAAGGUGCUGGCACUUGCACUUCUGGUACAGGAAUACAGGGGGAUUUUAAUUUGAACAAUUUUGAAGAUGGGGUUUUAUCAUCUGCUUUUAUGGUUGGACUUCUUGUGGCUUCUCCAAUAUUUGCCUCUCUAGCUAAGAGUGUAAAUCCAUUUAGACUUAUAGGAGUUGGAUUGUCAGUUUGGACUCUUGCAACCUUUUUUUGCGGUCUUUCUUUUAAUUUCUGGUCCAUUUCAGUCUGUCGCAUGCUUGUUGGUGUUGGUGAGGCUUCGUUUAUAAGUCUAGCAGCACCUUUUAUUGAUGACAAUGCCCCAACUUCUCAGAAAACAGCGUGGCUCGCAAUAUUUUACAUGUGUAUACCGUCGGGAUAUGCACUUGGCUAUGUCUAUGGUGGUUUGGUUGGAAGUUAUUUUGGUUGGCGUUAUGCAUUCUGGGUAGAGUCUAUAUUGAUGCUUCCAUUUGCAAUUUCGGGAUUUUUAAUGAAGCCUUUACAGUUGAAAGGUUUUGUUCCUGCUGAUUUGAUGAAGGAACAAGUACCUGACACAGAUGCAUCAAGAGUUCAAGUCAGAAACACUUCCAAUGACAGAGAUGAGUCACUGUCCUUAAAGGAAGAGUUUGGAGAUAAAAGCUCAAAUGACCAAUCCAAGUCUAAAUCUGCCACAAAAAUGUUUGAUCAGUUCUCAAGAUUUUUGACUGAUAUGAAAGCCCUCCUUCUUGAUAAGGUUUAUGUUAUCAAUGUGCUAGGUUACAUAGCAUACAACUUUGUCAUAGGUGCUUACUCAUAUUGGGGUCCCAAAGCUGGCUAUAAUAUUUAUCACAUGACUGACGCAGAUUUGGUAUUUGGAGGAAUUACGAUUGUAUGUGGAAUAGUAGGCACACUAGCUGGAGGCUUUAUUCUGGAUUUUAUGAAUAACACCUUAUCAAAUGCAUUUAAGCUUCUCUCAGUGACAACAUUUAUUGGUGCAGCGUUUUGUUUUGGCGCCUUUUUAUGCAGAAAUGUGAAUGGCUUUCUUGCUCUUUUUGCUAUUGGUGAACUUUUUGUUUUUGCCACUCAGGGUCCUGUGAAUUAUGUAUGUCUCCAUUGUGUUAAACCAAGUUUGAGGCCUCUAUCCAUGGCCAUGUCUACUGUUGCCAUUCAUGUUUUUGGAGAUGUUCCUUCCUCACCUCUUGUUGGAGUUCUCCAGGAUAGCAUUAACAACUGGAGAACAACUGCAUUGAUCCUAACAACCAUACUGUUUCCAGCUGCUGGAAUAUGGUUUAUCGGAAUAUUUGUGCAUAGUGUUGAUAGAUUUGAAGAUGACAAUGAGCAUCAAAUGUCAAAUGUUGAGAGGUCAUGCGCUAUACCAUUGCUUCACGAGAAGACCGGAGAAUCAUCAACAUCUCAUGCAUAAUCUCAAAGAAAGUUGAUUUUCUUCAAGCACAACACAGUUUUUCCAACAAUGACAUCCACCAUAUUGUAAACAACUCUUUUUCUUUUGUUCUACACAGUUAUUAUUUAUGUAGAAAUUACCAACAAUUAUUUUAAGUCUAAAAGAAACUUGUUCUUUAUUACAAAAUUGACAAGCAUACAAUCUUUGACUA
Cicer arietinum (chickpea) is the source of this 1878-nucleotide messenger RNA. Its product is annotated as probable sphingolipid transporter spinster homolog 2. Gene Ontology annotation, biological process: transmembrane transport. The record is from RefSeq and is a predicted model, not a curated record. Gene Ontology annotation, molecular function: transmembrane transporter activity. NCBI's taxonomy places the organism in Eukaryota, Viridiplantae, Streptophyta, Magnoliopsida, Fabales, Fabaceae. Gene Ontology annotation, cellular component: membrane.